Messenger RNA from Chenopodium quinoa (quinoa), 1220 nucleotides. Its product is annotated as gamma-glutamylcyclotransferase 2-1-like. Gene Ontology annotation, molecular function: glutathione specific gamma-glutamylcyclotransferase activity; gamma-glutamylcyclotransferase activity. Lineage: Eukaryota; Viridiplantae; Streptophyta; Magnoliopsida; Caryophyllales; Amaranthaceae. Gene Ontology annotation, biological process: glutathione catabolic process. The transcript has 9 exons. Gene Ontology annotation, cellular component: cytoplasm. Bases 271 to 942 code for a protein of 223 amino acids. The record is from RefSeq and is a predicted model, not a curated record.
CCUACAAUAUCUCCUCCCUCACAAAAAAAAAAAAAAAAAAACACCAUUGCAGCGUAGAGAGAGAAAGAGGGUGCAAAUCACCAUUUUUAGAGAGAGAAACUUCUAGGGAAACCCAUUUAUUCGCUGAAAUACGAACUAAAGGGUUUUCCGUUUCUCUCACUCCAAAAUUCACUCUCUCUCUUUUUCUUAAUCUGUUGCCCUAAUUUACCGCUGAUCAGACUUCGAAUUUGAUCGCAUUGUGUUUCUCUGCUCAUUUUCAGACUAUCAGCCAUGGUGUUCUGGAUUUUUGGCUAUGGUUCAUUGGUGUGGAACCCAGGUUUUCAAUACGAUGAGAAAGUGAUUGGUUAUGUUAAGGACUACAAGCGAGUAUUCGAUCUUGCAUGCAUUGAUCACCGGGGUACACCUGAACACCCAGCCAGAACUUGUACAUUGGAAUACAGUGAAGGAACUUUAUGUGUAAUGGGGGCUGCUUAUUGUGUAAGAGGUGGUCCUGAAAUAGAAGCUGCUGCAAUGCAGUAUUUGGAGCGUAGGGAGUGUGAAUAUGAUCACAAGAUAACUGUGGAUUUUUACAAGGAAGGGGAGGAUCUCGAGCCUCUAGUAACUGGAGUGAUUGUCUUCAUGUCCACUCCUGAUCCAAUAUCUAAUAAAUACUAUCUGGGGCCAGCUCCACUGGAUAAGAUGGCCUGGCAAAUUGCAACUGCUAUUGGGCCAUGUGGUAACAACAGAGAGUAUCUUUUCUUGCUUGAAAAGGCCAUGCGUGAGAUUGAUCAUGAGGAUGACUACGUAAUUGAGCUAGCCAACGAGGUGAGGAAGGUACUCGACAUUGUAAAAGGAGCAACCAAAGAUACAAAACUCAUUGCAGCACCACACGUCACUAUCAAGGAUCAUAUACCAUCCCUUCAACUUCUUCCACGCCAAGAAGCUGUAGCAAUGGACUCAUAAUAACAAGACCCACAGGAAAUAAAUUGAUUGUAGGAACUAAAAGGUGCUCUUAGUCUCCUCUUACUGUAGGCAAAAAAUUACUUGAAAUCAAACCCUAACAUGGAAGAGAGAUAUAUUAGCGGCUCUGUUGCCAGUCUGUUAGAAUUGUUAGUCUUUUGCUUUGACCAGAACGAGGCGAUUAUGUACUACUGUUAGACAAUUGACAUGGAAGUAAUGUUUACCCAGAAUUUGGGCUUAUGAAUUUUACAUGAGUUUAUUACAUCAUUAGUUCAGUAACA